Messenger RNA from Macrosiphum euphorbiae (potato aphid), 1359 nucleotides. Lineage: Eukaryota; Metazoa; Arthropoda; Insecta; Hemiptera; Aphididae. The record is from the annotation of a GenBank genome assembly.
AUGGAAGAAAUUCAAAGCACAGCUGGUGCUAUUCCUGUAAGAAAUGAGAAAGGUGAAGUGUCAAUGCAAAAGGUGAAAGUUCACCGAUAUGUUCAAGGCAAGCGUCCAGAAUAUGCUCCAGAGUCUACAUCUGAAGAAGAAUCAGAUGAUGAUGAUUUCUUGGACUCUCGUAAAGUGCGGGGAGCAUCUCCCACCACUAAUUUUGAUUCAGAACAGAUGAUUCAUUUACCAUCAGAUGCCUUAAAUGAUGCACGCCUCAAACGUUUAGGUGGUUUAACUGCCCGACAUGGGCAUAAAGAUAGGCGACUUUUGCAUGAGCCACAAGUUAUUAAAGAUGAUUCAUCUGAUGAUGAAUCUGAUGUUGAACGCAAUCGUAGAAGUCGUAGACAGGUGUCUGGUGAUGAAAAAGACAGUAAUGAUGAUGAUGGAGAACUUAGUGAUAAUGAAAUAGAAAAGAGAAGACAACGGUUGAGACAAAGAGUUUUGAACCAAACUAAAGAAAAAGAAAUGAAUGAAGUACUUGAAAAAGAAGAAGAAGGAAAUAGUUCAGAUGAUGAUGAUAGUGAUGAAUCUUCAGAGUAUGAAGACUAUUCUGCUUCUGAUGAAGAAACUGGUCCUCGAUUGAAGCCAAUUUUUGUAAGAAAGAAAGAACGUGUUACUAUAUUGGAAAAAAAAAAAGAAGAAAUAAAACAAAAACAAUUAGAAUAUGAACAAAAGAAAUUGGCUGAAGAAAGACGCAGAGCUACAUUAAGAAUGGUUGAAAAAGAAAUUUGUAAAGAACAAUCCUUAUCAAAAGCAAAUAGCGCACUUUCCGAACCAUGUUUAAAUGAUGUAAACACAGAUGAUGAAAAUGAUGAAAAUGAAUAUGAAGCCUGGAAACUUAGAGAAUUAAAACACAUUAAAAGAGACAGAGAAGAACAUGAACAGCGAGAAUUUGACAAGACAGAGAUAGAGCGCCUUAGAAAUUUAACUGAAGAAGAGAGAAGGUUAGAAAUACGACUUAAUCCAAAACAAGUUACUAAUAAAGCAGCUAAAGGCAAAUAUAAAUUCAUGCAAAAAUAUUACCACCGUGGAGUAUUUUAUUUGGAUGAAGAAAAUGAUAUUUUCAAAAGAGAUUAUUCAUCAGCCACUCUUGAAGAUCACUUUGAUAAGACAAUCUUGCCUAAAGUUAUGCAAGUUAAAAACUUUGGUCGUAGUGGACGCACAAAAUAUACACAUUUGGUUGAUCAAGACACAACUAGUUUUGAUUCGCCCUGGGUGUCUGAGACAGCGCAAAACUUAAAAUUUCAUACUAAUCAAGCAGCUGGUAUGAAACAAGUAUUCCAAAAACCUACUCUAAAGAAACAACGUACAAAAUAA